UAGCUUAUUAAUGAGCAUAAACCUUGAAACAGAACUCGAAGACUCAACCCUACCCUCAAAGCUCUUACCUCUCUCCAGCCAUGGAUAAUAAUUCACCAGAAUCCAUCUCAUCCCGUGAUAGGCCGUUCGAUUUCCGUGCUCCACCGCCGUCUCCGGUUGCCUCAGGGCGGCGUUCGUGUGUUACAAACGAUGAUGUCCUGACCGAGUUCCUAGAAACCUCCCUCCGUGUGCCCGACCUUGUCUUACCCGACAAAAUCUUCCCCAAGCAGAAGUUCAUUGAAAACCCUUCAAAGAUUGACUACGAAGCCUUGGUAUACGGUUCCAAAGAUUACGAGGAUGCCACAUCCAAGAUGCUGGAUUCGAUUGCAAGAGUCGGAUGCUUUCAACUAGUGAAUUUCGGGAUCUCAAGCGAUUUGUUAAAGAGUGUACUGGAUGCUGCCAGGGGGAUCUUUCGGGUGCCACUGGAUAAGAGGGUUGCUGUGACCAGGUCUCCAGAAAACCGGUCCGGGUUCGAGGAAGUUCACAGUGAGGAUGACACUGAAUCGGGUCAAGAGUUCGUGUGGAGCAGAGAUGAAGAUCUGAAGUUAGCCAUGGAAAAAUUAUGGCCAACUGGGUACUCGAAUUUCAGUGAGACCAUGGGAAGGCUCCAAUCCGACGUAGAAGAGGUUGCCGGGAAGAUUUUCUCUGUCGUACGUGACAUUUUCCUCGGCAAACUUAUGGGAGGAAAAUAUGAUUUUGUUGGGGUAACAGAUCUCAUCGACUUUGUCUGUUGCCUCCACAAGCACAGGCCCAAUGUCCCGCCCGAUCAGUACGCGGAUUUGCUGAGAUACGAUGUGAUCAAGAUGAUGAUCCGUGUAAAUGACUAUUCUCACGCCCUAUGCUUGCACAUAUUUGAUGGGUCGAGUGAGUUUCACGUCUACUCAAAGAAAGGGUGGGUCUCCUUUUGCCCUGAGAAGGAUUCGAUUAUCGUCACGGUUGGGGAUCAAUUCCAGGCACUGAGUCAAGGGCAGUAUAAACACGUAGUAGGGAGACCUGUGUAUAGAAGUGAGGGAGAAGACAGAAUAUCGAUGGCCUUCCUGUAUUCUCCGCCUCCACUGCAGCCACCACCUCGGGCGGGAUCGAGCAAAGACAAUCGCGGCCGAGAUGUCAUCUCCAUCAGCCAGCAAGUUGUGACCGCUGUGGUUUUGACUAUAGUAUACCAACUUCUAGUUUACAUCUGCAAGAAUUUCUGAGAGCUGUGAAUUAAUUGUAUUCAUGAAGCCAGAGAAUUACUUUUGUUCUUUCUUUCUUUUACACCAAAAUAUUAUAGUUCAAGAGAUACAGAGAUCACACGGAUAUAGAUGGAGAGAGAGCUGUAAAUCAGUCAAGUUGCAUAUUUGGAAUUAAAAGCUUAUAAGUUUUAUUUUAAUAUAACAAGGAGUAUUUGGAUCUCGCCCAUC
Punica granatum (pomegranate) is the source of this 1439-nucleotide messenger RNA. Lineage: Eukaryota; Viridiplantae; Streptophyta; Magnoliopsida; Myrtales; Lythraceae. The record is from RefSeq and is a predicted model, not a curated record.